Messenger RNA from Cryphonectria parasitica EP155, 1143 nucleotides. RefSeq lists its product as uncharacterized. The record is from RefSeq and is a predicted model, not a curated record. Gene Ontology annotation, molecular function: protein serine/threonine kinase activity. Gene Ontology annotation, biological process: protein phosphorylation; positive regulation of Ras protein signal transduction. Bases 1 to 1143 code for a protein of 380 amino acids. The transcript is spliced from 4 exons. NCBI's taxonomy places the organism in Eukaryota, Fungi, Ascomycota, Sordariomycetes, Diaporthales, Cryphonectriaceae.
AUGACGAGCCGUCUCCGCGCAAUUCUGGGCACUUCUCAUCGAGUGAAAAAGAAAAAGAGGCCGUCCAGCCCUCGACGGACUUCCAAACCACAGAGCAACACCUCCAGCCCAGGACAAGCACCAUAUGACGACUUCACCAACGACCCCGAAGGUCCCCUCCCCGACGCAGGCCUCGUCACUGCCCUCGUCACGGACCUUACCCUCCGCGACGUCCCCCAGGCGAUGCGCUACGCCCAAGCCCACAUGUUCACCCCGCUGCCAGAACAGCCGGCGUCAUGGGGAUUAGGCUCAGCGCGCGUGGCCGAGGUGUUUGGCUUCCGGCAAGGGUUACCUCGGGUCACUACGUCUGCGCAUCUGCAUGGGCUCUUGCGAAGUCCUACGGCUGUGGAAAGGGAGACGGCAGAGCUGGGCAGGGCCGGAGUGGUCAGAAAGGUGAUUGUUCUUAGGCGGGGAAGGCUGCUGGUGGAAGGAGGGGAGCUGGACAGGAUGGUCAAGAACUCCACGGCGCUCAGUGACGAGACGAAGCUCGCCUUCUCGGCGUGGCUGGCGGCCAACCCAACCAAGCUGAAGGUCCCCGCGGCAGACGUCCACCACAAAGGAGGCGAGGGAAAGCUGAUGCCAGAGCAGGCAGACCAGCUGGUCAGGGCAGGCUUCCUCACGGCCUACCACGACCUCGACAUUGGCCACGUCCCCUCUAGCUUUGCCAGCCCAGAGGACCGAGGCACGCUGCUCAGCCUCGCGGCUGUCUCGCGCGCGGCCACCGGCUCGUUCGCUGCUGUGGGCGGGGAGGGUGCCAUCCACAGCGCUGGCGGCAGCGGCGGCGCGAGGUCAGGCGGGGCCGAGUCGCGGUCCAGCGGCGGAGCAACCAGCGACCUGUCCCUCGCCGUGCCGGGCCAGGGCGCAUUCCUGAAGCUCGAGACGGCGGCGCUGGCACACCUCACGUCGCUGCUGCGCAGGUCCAACAGCACGUACGGCGAGACGACCGAGGACCUGCUGCGGGAGAGGUGGGACGGGGGCGUGGCGAAGUGGCGCGAGUUUCGCGGGCUGGCGUUUGCGUGGGUUCUUCAUGAGGCUGUUGGGGCUGGGCUGGUGGAGGUUUUUGAGACGGGCAGUGUGGGGAGGGGGGUGAGAUUGCUGUCGUGA